This is a messenger RNA of Durotheca rogersii, 1852 nucleotides long. Its product is annotated as carbohydrate esterase family 3 protein. The record is from RefSeq and is a predicted model, not a curated record. The transcript is spliced from 2 exons. The coding region runs from base 471 to 1634 and encodes 387 amino acids. Gene Ontology annotation, molecular function: phosphatidylcholine lysophospholipase A1 activity. Lineage: Eukaryota; Fungi; Ascomycota; Sordariomycetes; Xylariales; Xylariaceae.
AGUACGUCCAGGUAUUAAUAGGAUACCCCCUUAGGAGGGGCUAGAUAGUUACCUACCUAGAUUAGCUACCUAGACAGUUGUGUAAGUCAAGACGGAUAAGAUGCCGAGAACCAAUCCACCUACUGCCAAUUGGUACUCGACAUCCCAAGACUCGAAUCCUGGGGGGUUUUUUUUUAUCUUCCCUUCGCAACGGCGCAUGGGGCAGUGCAAGUAACCUAUUGCUUACUUGCUUGCCUGCCUGCCUGGGCGGUUUGCGUAAGACGUGGACAAAAGGGGGUUAUAGAGACAAUCGAGGACGCUCACUGGCAAAAAACAGAGAAAAAAAAAAAGGAACCCAUUCUGUCCAGCCAACCGUGCCAGCCCAUUCCACUCUCUCUUCUACCAUUCAAUGCCGAUGGGUUUCUAGUAAGACAACGCCUUUUUUUCCGUCUCUCAUUUUAUCUCUGUCCUCUCGACUGUGCGACGUAAACAUGCAUCCCUCCCCGCCCUCGCCGAGCAUGGAGGCCGACAAGAAUCAAUCCAUGGCACCGACGGCAUCGAGGAGAUCGUGCCCGUCGUUCAUGCGCACGAAGAGGGCCAUAUUUGCCUUAUCUAUGCUGGUCAUCGUUUCGGCAGUGCUAAUAGCUCUGGGCGCGGCCAACAUCCUCCACCCUAGAAGCGACGUCAGCAGCGACGACGGCGGCGGCGCGGGGAGCGACAGUAGCACCAACAGCACCGUCCCCACCGAUGACCCGCCGACGAUCACCAUCACGCAGAACGGCAUCACGAUCCCGCCCGGCGACUGGCGGCCGGAGAACUCGAGCAGGAUCGCGGACGGCACGCCGCUGCGCAUCAUGGCGCUCGGCGCGUCGCUCGUGCGCGGCGAGUUCUCCACGGGCGACGUCGGGUUCCGGCAGACGAUGCGGGAGGAGCUGACGGGGACGCUCGGCGCCGUGGUCAACAUGGUGGGGUCGCAGCGGUUCGGCGACAUGCUGGACAACGACCUGGAGGCGUACGGGGGCAACCGCGUGACGCAGAUCCACGAGCACGCGCGGCGCAUCGUGCCGCGGCUGCAGCCGAACCUGUUCCUGGUGCACGUGGGGUCGAACAACGUGCUGCAGCACCGGGACGUGAACCGGACCGGCGCGGACCUGUUCGCCUUCGUCGACUACCUGCUGACGGCGUCGCCGCGCGCCGCCGUCGUGGUCAGCACCUGCCUCACCAACACGGUGCCGGGCUGCGAGCCCGAGAUCCUCGACGUCAACCGCCAGUACCGCGCGCUGAUGCGCGACCGCUUCGCCGGCCGCCCCGUCCUGCUCGCCGAGAUGCACCCCAGCGAGGGCUUCCCCGGCCGCCCCCAGGUCGCCGACAUCGGCCCCGACGGCACCCACCCCACCGACUACGGCUACGCCCUCAUGGGCCGCAUCUUCGUCGACGCCGUCCGCGUCGCCGACGACCUCGGCUACCUCCGCCGCCCCGUCCCCAACGGCCUCGCCGACGACGGCGAGGCCGGCCGCGCAAACGAGACCUCCGCCACCGCCGAGCUGCCGCCCACCGCCACGCCCACGCGGGUCACUCGCACCACUCGCGCCACUUCUACCGUCGCCACGGGCACAGCUACGUCGGCGACCGCGUCGACAAGUCCCCGUUUGUAGCCGUACAUAGGUAUCUGGAGCGCACGGAGCAGCUAGUUAACCAGAGCGGUGCCGUUCUCCGGUGCUUUUCUCGCGAUGCGCGACCCGUUUUCGGCACGGGAGCCAGACGCGUGCGCGGAUGCAGCUACGCCCGGACGACUGUACGCGAGCGGGUCGAUACGGACGAGGCGUGGCCCCUGGUCGGAUGUAUAGAUAGAUCGGAUAGACGGCGGCGGCGA